CUUACUGCUUAAGUUUUUCUGUGUGCCACGGCCCUUAUUUCCAAACCAGGAAACAGAUAGAUUUUUAGUACUGGCAAUGGAUAUCGAAAUAUGUCCCAUGAAAAAUUACGAUAGUCCCGCUAUAACCGUCUACUUUCGUUGAGAUUAGGUUAGGUUACUCGUAUAAGGUAAACUGAAAAACGUUUCGAGGAAUUCUCUUGAUACUUUCACAAUGACUACACCUCCGAACUCUGGAUUAUCUUUUGGGACACCAAAAACAACAGAAGUCACUGGCUUGACAUUCGGUACUCCUAGCACUAUGACUUCUGGAACUGGCUUUGGUCUUGGUAGUAACACCAUUGCAACGACCACAUCUUUGUCUACACCAUCAAAUCUACCGAAUUUUGCUCUUGCAAGCAAUGUGACACCUACACCUGGAAUAGCGGGACUUUCCUUUGAUCCCACUAAAUCAUCUACAACUACAACAGUUGCCACAGGAUUUCCUCUUGCAACAACUACAACAGGAGGCUUUAAUUUUGGUGUUCCAUCAGCAAAACCUCUAACAGGAUCCACUGGUUUGACUUUUGGUACUCCAAAUCCUAUGGCUGCUGGAACUGGAUUUGGUCUGGGCAGCACAACUACAACUACAACAUCCAUAUCUACAGUGGUAACAGCCCCAAGCUUUAAUCUCACCAGCAGUACAGCACCAAAACCUGCAACAUCGGUACUUUCAUUCGAUGCCUCAAAAACUGGCACCACUACAGCUGCUUCCACAGGAUUCUCUCUUGCACCAACUACAAUUUGUGGAGGAUUUAGUUUCAUGGUUACCACUCCUGCGACUAUUUCAACAGCCUUUCCUUUGAGCAAAACAACUUCUGCUGCUAUUUCAACAAGUCUAACAGCGCCAGCCCCUCACACUUCUUUGGGAACCACAACUACUGUCAGUUCCGCAACUGGUAUUCAACCAGCUGCAAUUAAUUUCUGUCAACUCGAAGAGUCAAUUAACAAAUGGACCUUAGAAUUGGAGGAACAAGAGAAAGCCUUUGUGAAUCAAGCGACGCAAGUGAACGUUUGGGACAAAUUGCUGAUAACAAAUGGAGAAAAAAUAGUGAUAUUAAAUCAAGAGGUUGAAAGGGUGAAAUUUGAGCAGCAGCAAUUAGAGCAUGAAUUAGACUAUGUUAUUGGGCAGCAAAAGGAGCUACAAGAGUGCCUGGUACCAUUAGAGAAAGAACUGGCGUCGCUCUCUGUCUCGGAUCCCGACCGAGAAUACACGUACCGCUUGUCGGAAAACCUUGACACGCAAUUGAAGCGCAUGUCGGAGGAUCUGAAGGAAAUAAUAGAACACUUGAACGAAGCAAAUCGCGCUCAGGACUCUAGUGACCCUAUCGUCCAAAUCGGCAAGAUCUUGAACGCGCACAUGAAUAGUUUGCAAUGGCUGGAUCAACAGACGACUUUAUUGAAUCAGAAGAUACAGCAGAUCGACCAGAUGCAUCAGAACUUUAGGCAAGAGAGUGAACAGAAUCUGCAUCUAGCUUACAAUUAGUCAGUCACGUUCGUCGUAUCGUGUCCAGCGAUGCGAACACGCACGGACUCGUGAGAAUUGUUUUUCUUUUUCGAAAUUAGCUUAGUCAAUUUAAUGAGGAGAGUGAAUAGCGCGCAAAUGAACACAAAUGAAAUAAACGUAUAUUUUACAUUUCGG
Odontomachus brunneus is the source of this 1678-nucleotide messenger RNA. It is a transcript of the gene Nup62, whose product is annotated as nuclear pore glycoprotein p62. Gene Ontology annotation, molecular function: phospholipid binding; structural constituent of nuclear pore. Gene Ontology annotation, biological process: protein import into nucleus; RNA export from nucleus. The transcript has 5 exons. Gene Ontology annotation, cellular component: nuclear pore central transport channel; nuclear pore. The coding region runs from base 212 to 1522 and encodes 436 amino acids. The record is from RefSeq and is a predicted model, not a curated record. Lineage: Eukaryota; Metazoa; Arthropoda; Insecta; Hymenoptera; Formicidae.